Molecule: messenger RNA, 357 nt
Organism: Camellia sinensis
Lineage: Eukaryota; Viridiplantae; Streptophyta; Magnoliopsida; Ericales; Theaceae
Source: RefSeq, a predicted model, not a curated record
AUGGCUGGGUUACAGAGAUCUUCAACAUCAUUCAGGAGGCAAGGGUCUUCAGGUCUUGUAUGGGACGACAGAUUUCUCUCCGGCGAAUUGAAUAAACUCAAUCAUAAAGAAGACGACCACGAUACCAUCAAAUCAUCUCAAGAACAGAGCGGAGAGCUGAAGAAGAAGUCUUCGAGAGCCGUCGGAUCAAUUGAAAGGAGCAUAUCCAACGGCGGUGGACGCGCUUACCGCACCGGAAAAGUUACUCCCGCAAUAGAACCGCCGUCUCCGAGACUCUCUGCUUGUGGGUUUUGCGGUGCUUUUUCCAAUAACCACAAAACUCGCCGCCGUCCCAAGUCCGGUAGGCGCCCAUCAUAA